Molecule: messenger RNA, 709 nt
Organism: Cynoglossus semilaevis (tongue sole)
Lineage: Eukaryota; Metazoa; Chordata; Actinopteri; Pleuronectiformes; Cynoglossidae
Gene: rps10
Product: ribosomal protein S10
Exons: 6
Coding region: 158-658 (166 amino acids)
Cellular component (GO): cytosolic small ribosomal subunit
Molecular function (GO): structural constituent of ribosome; RNA binding
Source: RefSeq, a predicted model, not a curated record
ACAUUGACCAGAAAAUAAAUAACUUGAAUCAACAACCGCUAUUCCCUCCUCACCAGUAGAGGGCGACACGUGUUGUAAAGUCGCGCCGCGAGUGGAUAAACUUUUCCGGCCAACUAGAGUCGUUCCUUCCGGCUCCGGUCCCUAAUCAAGUUGAAAGAUGCUGAUGCCCAAGAAGAAUCGCAUUGCUAUCUAUGAGCUCCUCUUUAAGGAGGGUGUCAUGGUGGCCAAGAAAGACGUCCACCUGCCCAACCACCCCGAGCUUGCGGACAAGAAUGUGCCCAACCUUCAUGUGAUGAAAGCGAUGCAGUCCUUGAAGUCCUGUGGGUAUGUCAAGGAGCAAUUUGCCUGGCGCCAUUUUUACUGGUACCUGACCAAUGAGGGCAUCCAGUACCUGAGAGACUUUCUCCACCUUCCCCCUGAGAUUGUACCUGCAACUCUGCGCCGCCAGACCCGCCCUGAGACCGCAAGGCCCAGGCCCAAGGGAAUGGAAGGCGAGAGGCCGGCCCGUCUGAAUCGUGGGGAGGCUGACAGAGAUGCAUACAGGCGAUCUGCUGCACCCCCCGGUGCUGACAAGAAAGCAGAGGCUGGUGCUGGAGCUGCUACAGAGUUCCAUUUUAGGGGUGGAUUUGGCCGUGGCAGAGGACAGCCGCCUCAGUAAAUUUCACUUUGUUUAUGUACAAUAAAGAAAAAUCAAAACACAACUCAAAAA